This is a messenger RNA of Puccinia graminis f. sp. tritici CRL 75-36-700-3, 324 nucleotides long. RefSeq lists its product as uncharacterized. The record is from RefSeq and is a predicted model, not a curated record. The coding region runs from base 1 to 324 and encodes 107 amino acids. Lineage: Eukaryota; Fungi; Basidiomycota; Pucciniomycetes; Pucciniales; Pucciniaceae. The transcript has 3 exons.
AUGCCGCUGUUUCUCAGAAUUAAUACUGAAAAAUUGUGUACUUCUUCGUCUGGGUCUUUCCAUUCCUCAAACUUUGUAUGCCAGAAGUCUCCCUCCAGUGAGCAGUAUUAUCAGAAAUUCGCAUUAUUUGAGUACGUUUUUGUUCUCUCAACCGACUCGAGGAAACGAACAAGAAACUGUGUACUGGUUAAUGUUCACGUCCCAAUAAACGGUACGUAUACUCGAUCAAAAUAUCUGGGUCCUGGCUCAUACGAGUCCUCAAAGUUUGUACGCCAAGGGUCCUACCUCGAUUCUUUUCCAUCGGACAACUGCGCCCCCGCAUAG